GUUUUUACUUCAAAUCAUCUAUAUUAAUGCGAACCUUAGGUAUCAAUUCUAUUUUUCUCGCGUUAGUAUCUUAGACAAGACUAAAGUACAUAUUCCUCCUCCAUAAGAAUUGCUCUUAACUCUUACCUAUCUAAUUGUCUAGUCCCCUCUCUCGCCACCCGACCCCGGCAACGAUCUCUAUAAUGGAUGUCCCAGGUUUUGCUUUGGUAACUGGGGCGGCUUCAGGAAUAGGUAGAGCAUGCGCAAACACAUUUGCUCGGGAUGGUGCUGCCGGAGUUGCCCUGUUUGAUAUCAAUCUCGAAUCCCUGUUAGCGGUCAAAGCAGAGAUAGAAGAGAAGCAACACAACUCCGGGGGCAAUACUUGUCGUAUUGUGAUACACCAAGUCGAUAUAUCGAAUGAGGAUCAAGUCAAUCAAUCCGUUAAGGCGGUCGUCGAAGAAUUUGGACGGUUAGACUACGUCGCGAACGCCGCAGGCAUUGCCAUGAAGCAUGAAGGUGGUGCCGCAUUUGCGCGUCUCGACGACUGGCAGCGCAUUCUAAAUAUCAAUCUUACGGGAUCUCUCAUCAUAUUAAAGGCAGUGGCCCAGAUCAUGUUGAAGCAAGAACCGAUCCUAUCGUCCAUUGAUCGACGUCCGUUGCAAAGAGGCUCGAUUGUACUCUUUGGAUCCAUUCAAUCCGUCGCUGGCAUUCCUUUGUCAACUGCUUAUGCCGCCUCGAAGGCUGGAGUUUUGGGACUGACUCGGUCUGCCUCUGAGGAUUACGCAAAAGACGGGUUAAGGAUUAAUGCAGUAUGCCCAGGAUAUACCGAGACGCCUUUGACGACGAAGAAUCCGGGGGUUUUCAAGGCGAUGGAAGAAAGGGUGAUGACGGCGGUGCCGAUGAUGCGGGUGGGAAAGCCUCAAGAAAUUGCUGAUGGCGUUGUUUAUCUUGCAGGUGGUAGGAGUUCUUUCGUUACAGGCACCGCGCUUAUGGUUGACGGUGGAUAUACUGAAAGGUGAAGUGGAUAUAUAGUAGUAGAUAGAUGCCUAGCACCUAUAGGUUUCGACACAUGUUUAAUUAUUUAG
Messenger RNA from Annulohypoxylon maeteangense, 1064 nucleotides. RefSeq names its product putative oxidoreductase. The record is from RefSeq and is a predicted model, not a curated record. Gene Ontology annotation, molecular function: oxidoreductase activity, acting on the CH-OH group of donors, NAD or NADP as acceptor. NCBI's taxonomy places the organism in Eukaryota, Fungi, Ascomycota, Sordariomycetes, Xylariales, Hypoxylaceae. Bases 183 to 998 code for a protein of 271 amino acids. The transcript has a single exon.